AUGAGAACCUGCGGAAUUGUUGGCACAGGCCCAAGCAUCUUUUACUUCUUCGGUGCCACGACAACACAAGCCCAGGAAAAUUUCCAAGAUAAAUUGAAUCCAAAGGGCGUGAUGUAUAACGAUGCCCUGGACAGAAAAUACUUUAUAAAGGUGCUGGAAGGCCGGGAGCAAUUCAAACUGGGUCAACAGAAUCGGAUGCAGGUCUUUCGAGACCGAUAUGCACAGGCUCUCGCAGAGGUGGCUAAGGAUGAGGUCUUUAUGGUCAUGCUCAAUUACAAUGGCGAGUUCGGGGGCACUGGGAUCUAUCAGAAUUCAAGGGAAGGCGAACCUGCCAACGUUUGGACCAAAAUUGAACUUCCCACCUUGCGAAAAAAUAGACAGGUCAGGAAGAUCACCUCUGUUUCUGUUAGCGACGGUUAUAAACACCAUGUCAACUGGCAGCCCGGCAAAGGGCGGGUUUUGCCGUUCCAAGAUACCCGCCAAACCCCUGUCCCUGCCCCCCAGCCCGGCAAAAGGGAUGCCAACCAGUGCACAUUGGACGAGACCAAGGACAAUGAGGAGUGUGAAGAAUAG
Molecule: messenger RNA, 573 nt
Organism: Aspergillus ruber CBS 135680
Lineage: Eukaryota; Fungi; Ascomycota; Eurotiomycetes; Eurotiales; Aspergillaceae
Exons: 1
Coding region: 1-573 (190 amino acids)
Source: RefSeq, a predicted model, not a curated record